Oldenlandia corymbosa var. corymbosa is the source of this 1989-nucleotide messenger RNA. Lineage: Eukaryota; Viridiplantae; Streptophyta; Magnoliopsida; Gentianales; Rubiaceae. The record is from the annotation of a GenBank genome assembly.
AUGAUUGAAACCGACAUUAACGAUCUCUCCGACGACGCCGAUUACGCCGCCGCUUCUAGGCAACAAGGGCCGGCAAGCUUUAAUAGGAGUGAUAGUGGAAGAAGGAGCUCAUCCGGGGAAACAGAGGGUGCUGAAGUUGUGUAUUUGAAGGACAAUGUGACAAUUCAUCCUACUCAGUAUGCGGCCGAUUGGAUCAGCGGCCGAUUGAAGUUGAUUAAACAAGCCGGUUCUCUCUUUAUGACAUGGAUACCUUACAAAGGGCAGAACUCAAAUGCAAGAUUAACGGAGAAAGAUAAAAAUCUCUACACUAUAAGAGCAGUACCUUUCUCGGACAUUAAGUCUAUCCGUAGGCACAAUCCCCCAAUCGGGUGGCAGUACAUUAUUGUAGUUCUAUCUUCAGGAUUAGCAUUUCCCCCACUUUAUUUCUAUAAUGGUGGCGUGAAAGAAUUUCUCGCAACAGUUAAACAGCAUGCUUUUCUUGUUAGGUCAGCAGAUGAUGCCAAUGUAUUUGUUGUUAAUGAUUUUCAAGAUCCCCUUCAGAAAACUUUAUCUUCCUUGGAGCUUCCCAGGGCUGUCUCUGUGGCAAAUAGUCCCUCAUCUUCUGUUGCUCUUAGUGAAUCACCAUCAAGUGGAAAUCAAGAGAUGACUGAAGGGGGUGCUUUUAAUGGUAGUGCUGCUAGUGUUCGUCAAAAUGGGACACCUCGGCAAAAGCAUAAUGAUCCAGCCCGUGACCUCCAUAUGCAAGUUCUUGAAAAGUUCUCUCUUGUGACCAGAUUUGCCCGUGAAACAACUUCCCAGUUGUUUCGUGAAUCUCAAAUGGAUGGCUUUCUUGCCAGUGAGAGAAGAAGAUAUGACCAGCCCUUGGUUGAGCACCAGUCUUUGGUUGAGCACCCUGAAUCUCCCGAUUCUAAUGGAUCCCCAAAGACACCUGUACCUGCAGAUCCACUAGAGUUUGACAAAAUGUCACUAGUUUGGGGAAAACCACGCCAACCUCGUCUUGGACUUGAGGAGUGGUCAAAUUUCUUGGAUUCUGAAGGAAGAGUGAUGGAUGCAAAUGCAUUGAAAAAAAGAAUAUUUUAUGGUGGAGUGGAGCAUAAUUUGCGGAGAGAGCUAUGGCCGUUCUUGUUGGAGUACCAUCCAUAUGAUUCAACAUUUGCUGAGAGGGAAUAUCUCGUGGCAAUCAAGAAGUUGGAGUAUGAAACUCUAAAGAAGCAAUGGCAGAGUAUCUCACAUGCACAAGCAAGAAGGUUUACAAAGUUUAGGGAGAGGAAAGGCCUUAUUGAUAAAGAUGUGGUGCGGACUGACCGGUCACUUUCAUUCUACGAUGGAGAUGAUAAUCCAAAUGUCCAUCUUUUACGUGAUAUACUGCUCACAUACUCAUUUUACAACUUUGAUCUCGGAUACUGCCAGGGAAUGAGUGACCUUUUGUCCCCUAUACUAUUUGUUAUGAAAGACGAAUCGGAAUCAUUCUGGUGCUUUGUCUCCCUAAUGGAGCGGCUUGGACCAAAUUUCAGUCGAGACCAAAGUGGAAUGCAUUCUCAACUUUUUGCUUUGUCAAAGUUGGUGGAGAUACUGGAUAGUCCACUGCAUAAUUAUUUUCAGCAGAAUGAAUGUAUAAAUUAUUUCUUCUGUUUCCGCUGGAUUCUUAUACAAUUUAAAAGGGAAUUUGAUUUUGACAGAACAAUGCUUUUGUGGGAAGUAUUAUGGACUCGCUAUUUGAGUGAGCAUUUGCACCUUUAUUUUUGUGUUGCAAUCCUGAAGAGAUAUCGCAACAAGAUAAUAGGAGAGCAGAUGGAUUUUGAUACGCUACUAAAAUUUAUCAAUGAGCUCAGUGGUCAAAUUGAUCUCAACCCAACACUUAGGGAUGCUGAGGCUUUGUGCAUAUGUGCUGGUGAGAAUGGUGCCGCUUGCAUACCUCCUGGAACUCCACCUUCAUUACCGAUUGAGGAUGCUUCGGUAUACCCCCAACUGGAGGACGAUAUACUUUAA